This is a messenger RNA of Lagopus muta (rock ptarmigan), 2491 nucleotides long. Its product is annotated as retinol dehydrogenase 12-like. The transcript is spliced from 7 exons. Lineage: Eukaryota; Metazoa; Chordata; Aves; Galliformes; Phasianidae. The record is from RefSeq and is a predicted model, not a curated record. The coding region runs from base 63 to 1043 and encodes 326 amino acids.
CCCAUAUUCCCGGGGGGGUGGGCUCGGCUCUUCCGGGCGCGAUCGGUGCAGACGCGGCGUGGAUGGAGCUGGCGGCGGCGAUGCCGAGCUGCUGGGGCGCGGUGCUGGGCGCUGCCGUGUCCGUGCCCCUCCUGAUGCUGGCGGCGGCGCCCUAUAUCAGGCGGUACGUGGCCGGAGGGCGGUGCGGGUCCGCGGCCAGGCUGGACGGGAAGGUGGCGGUGAUCACGGGCGCCAACACCGGCAUCGGGAAAGAGACCGCCAGGGAGCUCGCACGGAGAGGUGCAAGGGUGAUCGUUGCCUGCAGAGACAUAGCAAAGGCAGAAGCUGCAGCACGCGAAAUCCGAGCUGAGACAAACAAUCAGCAAGUCAUUGUGAAAAAGUUGGACUUGGCUGAUACAAAGUCCAUCCGGGAGUUUGCAAACAGCUUUCUAGCAGAAGAGAAGGAACUUCAUAUCCUCAUUAAUAAUGCUGGGGUAAUGUUAUGCCCUUACUCCAAGACAGCCGAUGGCUUUGAGAUGCACCUGGGAGUGAAUCAUCUUGGUCAUUUUCUUUUAACCUUCUUAUUACUGGAGCGUCUGAAGCAGUCUGCACCAUCCCGCAUUGUGAACGUGUCCUCACUGGCUCAUCACGGAGGCCGAAUCCGCUUCCAUGACCUCAAUGGCGAGAAGAGCUACAAUCGUGGCCUCGCCUACUGUCACAGCAAGUUGGCCAAUGUCCUUUUCACCCGAGAGCUGGCAAGGCGGCUGCAAGGCACUAAAGUCACAGCAAACUCUCUCCAUCCUGGCUCUGUCCAUUCUGAGUUGGUCCGGCACUCAUUUGUAAUGUCAUGGCUGUGGAGGAUAUUUUCAUUCUUCUUGAAGACUCCAUGGGAAGGAGCUCAGACCAGUGUGUACUGUGCAGUAGCAGAGGAGCUAGAAUCUGUGACAGGACAAUAUUUCAGUGAUUGCCGGCCAGCGUAUGUAUCUCCAUGGGGUCGGGAUGAUGAGACAGCAAAGAAGCUCUGGAAUGUGAGCUGUGAGCUCCUCGGCAUCCAGUGGGACUGAGCAGUGCAGCCAUCUGUGUGUAUGUGGCUGAGCACAGUGAUGCUACUCUUGGGAAGAGCACUGCUGCCAAGAACACUGGUACUUCAGCUGCCCUUGUGAUGGUUCUGUGGAUGCAGUCCAGUAUGAUUUUCUGGAAUGCUACACUUAAUGAUUGAGAUUAGAAAGCAAAGCAUCCCUUUUUGUAGCUGGAAAAUUAGAGCACCAAUACUGUGAGCAAUCAUUGGUAAUUCACAACAGCUAGAGGCUGUUGUCCUGUGGCUUUAGAAUAGAAAUGGAGGUUAUCAUCUUAGCUUUAGAUCACCUGUAUUGAAAGUUGCUUUUUGCUUUAGUCUCUUUUUCCAUACCAGCAAUAGUAAAACGUUAAAAACUAGAUUUACAAGGUCAUUUUUUGUUCCUAAUAUUUGACAGGGCAGAGUACAAGUAGUCAUGUUUCUGGCAAUUACAUGUAAUAUAAAUGCUCACAAACGCUUAGAAACAAGUGCUGGCCUAACUAGGAUCAAGCAUUAUUUUCCAUGUUCUCUAAACACCUCUAGCCUGUGAAGUAAGACUGGUUCAUCUUUUGGGAAUACAGUUGUCAAUGCAGAUAGCUGGAAGGUUAAAACCUGCAGGAAUGGUGAAAUUGGGCAGUGGCUAGUUAUUUUAUUCAAAACAGUUAACAAUCUCUGCUGUGGAAAGACUAAGCAAAGCUGGUAUAAAACUUGUCCUAAUAAAAAUCUAAGCUGUACUUAAGUGAUUUACAAACCUGGAAAAAAGCAGAUUUAAUUAAAAAGAAAGUUAACUGCGCUGAAAAACAACAAUUAAUUUCCACUGAGGCUUUAGCAUUGAAUUUACUCUGACAGCAAACUACCUUGAGCUAAAUAGCUGAAGCAGGGGCCAGUGCUAACCUGAUAUUAUGGUCAGUUUAGUCACAAGACAGAAAAAGAAAACAAAUCCGAGCAGCUAUGGGCCACAGCUAUCCAUAGCUACCAGCCUGACCUCACUGUACCAUACAGCCUGCAUGGUCAAAAGGCAGCUCAGUCAAUCCACGUCCUCAUGAGCUUACUGCCUUGGAGCUCUAGUGAAAAUUGAUAUAAUAGGACCCAUCAUCCAAGAUUGUUUCUGAAAACUAGGUUUUUUUUUAGCUGCUUAAGUCAACAAGUGCCAUAGCUCACAGGAUUAUCUUUUUCUGGAAAAAAAAAAUCCAGAAGUAUUUAGACCCAUGUUUGAACACUCCUCUGACCAACUGCCAGUGUUGGGAAGCAAAUGCUCAUGUUAUGAUUCAUGAUGUCUGGCAGCUAUCCACGUACAUCAGUCCCAUGCUACCUCUGAUCAAUACUAAAUAGAGCCAUUUCCUUUUUACAGCAAUUUUUUGAAGAAAAUUUCAGAAAUGAUGCAAUUCACUUGUUUUUGCUGGUAUCUGCACUGCCUUACUAAUGUAAAAAAAUAAUAAUUUUAGCUGAUAUUCUGAA